AUGUCCAGACAAUUAAACGUAGCACAGGAAAUGCACCGUACAGCACAGGAUUCUCCUGGGCCUUCCAAAAGCGGUCGGGAUGUUUCAAUCGAGCCCGAGGCCUCCCCACAGGCCGGGCGAUCUUCCCGCACUGUUGAACGAACCCCGAGGAGAAAAAGACCGUCUCCUCGCACCCCGCAGAGGCGCUCCCCACCAUCACCGGCUUCUUCAUACGCUUCUGCGUCUCCAGGAAUCCCCGACAUUAAGAAAUGGACCGUCCUAGGCCUCAAAGUAGCUCUGGAAAACGCGGAUAUUCCAUUUUCUCGUAAGCAAACAAAGGCGCAGCUGUUCAGCCUCCUCCGCGAUAGCCAGAGGGCUACUCAACCCCCGCAAACAGCCGUGUCAGCGAGCUCUGACUCCUCGUCUUCACAAGCACGGAGUACACCGUACUCCCGAAAGACACCGGGGAAAACGCGGAGGUCUCAAAGACGCCACAUGAAGCCAUCGGCUAGCCUGGGCCGCCCGCCGAUGUCUCCAGCAGCCAGCCCACAAGCGAGGAAGCCAGCAAGCCAGCCAGACAGCGCGAACAUGCUUCCGCUCACGGCAACGGCUUCGCUCCUCCCACUGCCAUUUCAUUCUCCCGGCCAAUGGCCUGCUGCCCCUCCGUCUAUCUGUCACACGGGGUUGCGUUCAGCAGCAGCACCGGCCGCUUCUAUCUUUCACUCUCACAUUUUUCCCACUUUUACCGCAGGAGCCGACACGAGCGUGAGGAUGCCUCCGCUAACGAGUAAGGCCCCGGUUUUUGCCGCAGGAGCCGACACGAGCGUGAGGAUGCCUCCGCUAACGAGUCAGGCCCCGGCACCCUCUAUGACUUUUCCACCUGAUAUUUUCGCCCACGGAUCGACCCAAAGCGUGAGGCUGCCUCCGCAAGCGGCUCCAGUGGCUUCUUUUUCUGUUAAUUCUGUUCCCCAGACCCUUCAACCUUUCACUCUGGCUACCGCAGCACCAAUGCCCAUCCCACCCAACGCAUUGGCCUUGGAACCUCCCCCUGUCAUCAAUUCCAUCAGGCAGCAGAUUUUAGCAGAGUUAACAUCAUAUCCCAACGCUAAUUUCACCAGCUACCUCUUGAACGGCCUCUCGCAGGGUUUCAAUCCCGGCGUAUUAGCUUCGCCCACCUUAAACAUGAUCUGUCCAAAUUUGCAGUCAGCGCUCGUUGAACCCGAAACCGUCGACUUGUUAAUUCACAAAGAGGUCAAUGAGAAAUUCAUCAUGGGCCCCUUUUCCGCCCCUCCUUUCAGUACAUUUCGCGUGAGUCCAAUUGGAGUAGCCACCAGGAAAUUUUCUGGAAAAAAGCGCCCCAUUUUUGACCUUUCUUCACCACACUCUUCUCCUCUCCCUAGCAUUAACAGCCUGAUUCCGCUCGAAGAAUUUUCAUUGAAUUACCACGACAUUGAUCAAGCUAUCACUCUCAUUAAAAAUGCUGGUCGCAGCGCAUGGAUGGCAAAAGUAGAUAUUACAUCAGCAUUCAAAAUCAUGCCCAUCCACCCUGAUUUUUGGCACCUGUUUGGCAUAUGCUGGCGCAAUAAAUUCUACUUUUCCGUCCGAUUAACUUUCAGGUGUAGAAGCAGCCCCAAAAUAUUUGACAUGCUGUCAGAGGCCAUUUGCUGGAUUCUUUCCAAUAACUACGCAAUCCCCCACGUCGUACAUCUUUUAGAUGAUUUUUUAAUCAUAUCUCCUCCAGAUAAUCUCCCAGCCGCCCAUCUCUCGACAGUGCAGGGAGUUUUUCAGAAGCUUGGAAUUCCGCUCGCUCAGGAAAAAACCGCCAGUCCAGACACUUCCAUUGAAUUUUUGGGAAUCAUUUUAGAUUCUAAAAAAUUCCAAGCGUCGCUACCCAAGGAAAAAAUUGUCAGGAUCAUCUCAGUAGCUUCCAACCUGCUCGACAACCCAUCUUGCUCCAAACGCAAGUUACUCUCAGUACUCGGCUAUUUCAAUUUCGCAAUGCGUAUAAUUCCCCAGGGACGCCCUUUCAUCUCACAUCUCAUUUCUCUCUCGACAACCGUAAAUACACUCAAAGGUCUCAUAUCCCUAGACGAGCCAUGUCUUAACGAGCUCAGCCUAUGGGUAAGAUUCCUAAAGCAGUGGAAUGGCAUUUCUUUCUUUUAUGAAAGCAUGAUUUCUCAUCCCACGGACAUUCAAUUAUACACCGACGCCACCCCGUCCAUCGGUUUCGGUGGCUAUUACAGAGGCCGCUGGUUCGCGUCAACAUGGCCUAAUCAACUUUCUGAUCUCCCAGAGACCCUGUCGUCAUCUGUGCUGUUUGAGUUAUACCCCAUAGUAGUCGCUGCCUUUUUGUGGGGGAAAGAAUGGACCUCAACCAGCAUCGUCAUACACUGCGACAGCCAGGCAGCCGUACAAUGCAUCAACAAAGGUCGCUCUCAUUCCCUCACAUUAAUGCCUUUACUAAGACGUCUAAUAUGGACCGCAGCAUGUGAUCAAUUUUUGAUCUCGGCCACAUACAUCCCCGGCCGUAACAAUACAAUAGCAGACUCUCUCUCUCGAUUUGCUUUCCAGAAAUUCAGGCAGCUGGCACCAGAAGCGGACCUCCACCCAACACCAGUGCCUCCUUAUUCAACACUAAUAUUCCCAUAAAUCAUCCACUCAAAGACCUUCUUAAUACCUCUCUAGGUAACAGACUCCAAGCGGUCUCCCCAGGGAACUCUUCAAACCUAUUUGACAGCUCAGAGAAGCUGCAGAGUUUUCAUCAAUUACACCAGAUCACAG
This is a messenger RNA of Paramisgurnus dabryanus, 2760 nucleotides long. RefSeq lists its product as uncharacterized. Lineage: Eukaryota; Metazoa; Chordata; Actinopteri; Cypriniformes; Cobitidae. Gene Ontology annotation, molecular function: nucleic acid binding. The record is from RefSeq and is a predicted model, not a curated record.